GAUUUUUUGCGUGACAUUCUGCAUCUACUGCACUUCUUGCUCUUAAAAGCAGAGCAUUAUGGCAGCUCACAAACCCAGCAAUGACAAAGAUUACAAGGAGUUGAGUCAUGCUAGUAGACUUCAAAUGAGAUCUGUCCCUAUGUAUCCUUUAUCAAGCACAAGCGGGUUGAAGAAGAAGGAAAAGAGAAGGACUAAGUCGGCAGAUCAAUACAAGCAUGUUAAAUCUAGGCUGCCAAGCAAAGAAAACCUCGACCAUCAACCAGGAGGUGGAACAACUAGAAUAUGUCUACAAAAAAUACCUGACUAUAAAGCCUUUGUUAGCCCACGUAUUGACAGUCAUACCGCUGUACCAUAUUCCACUGACCCUCGUCCACAUACGGCAGAUGGUACAACCAGUAGACCUUCAGCCAGUAGACCAGGAUAUAGCUAUAAACCGAGAUCAAGGGACUUGAAAAUACCGCUAAAUGAUGUAAAAAGGUUUAAAGAUGUCAAAUCAAGGAUUGAUAGUCGUGAUCCAAAUCCUUCUGUAAGAGGCACUACACAUUCCAUAGAGGAUCUCGUGGAAACUGAAGGAUUUCUACUGAAUCCUCGUUUCAAUACUGUAGUCAAAUCACAUAGUUUUGGCACUGUUGAGGAACUUUUUCACUGCCUAAAUAAAGAACUAAAGACUUAAAUGAUGCAUAAUACUAUUGUCAUAAUUGUAAAUAAAAUAUAUUGUAGUUUUUU
Amphimedon queenslandica is the source of this 726-nucleotide messenger RNA. RefSeq lists its product as uncharacterized. The transcript is spliced from 4 exons. NCBI's taxonomy places the organism in Eukaryota, Metazoa, Porifera, Demospongiae, Haplosclerida, Niphatidae. The record is from RefSeq and is a predicted model, not a curated record. Bases 59 to 673 code for a protein of 204 amino acids. Gene Ontology annotation, molecular function: tubulin binding.